Molecule: messenger RNA, 1479 nt
Organism: Tribolium castaneum (red flour beetle)
Lineage: Eukaryota; Metazoa; Arthropoda; Insecta; Coleoptera; Tenebrionidae
Product: cytochrome P450 15A1
Biological process (GO): xenobiotic metabolic process
Cellular component (GO): cytoplasm; intracellular membrane-bounded organelle
Molecular function (GO): iron ion binding; heme binding; oxidoreductase activity, acting on paired donors, with incorporation or reduction of molecular oxygen, reduced flavin or flavoprotein as one donor, and incorporation of one atom of oxygen
Source: RefSeq, marked provisional
AUGCUCUUCUUCGUAACUUUAGUGAUAUCACUUGUACUUUUAUUCCUAAUUUUGGAUACGAUUAAACCGAGGCGAUAUCCACCAGGGCCCAAAUGGUUACCCAUCGUUGGUAAUUUUCUCGAAUUCCGGCGCCGCCUCUCGGAAAUCGGCUACCACCACCUGGUUUGGAAGGAAUUUUCCGAGGAAUAUGGGGACGUCGUGGGGUUGAAAAUGGGGCGGAAUCUGGUGGUGGCCGUGUUUGGGGCUGAGGCUGUCAAGGAGGUGCUCACAAGGGAGGAAUUUGAUGGGAGGCCGGAUGGGUUUUUCUUCCGUUUACGAACUUUUGGGAAAAGACUUGGAAUCGUUUUCUCCGAUGGCCAGUUUUGGCAAAAACAGCGCAAAUUCUCGAUGCAGCAUUUGCGCAAUUUCGGAUUCGGGCGCAAAGAAAUGGAGGAGAAAAUCGAAGAAGAAACCAAAGAUCUGAUUGCCGUUUUUAAAAAACAGUGUUCAGAACCCAUUUGGAUGCACACAGCUUUCGAUGUCUCCGUCUUGAACGUUUUAUGGGCCAUGAUGGCCGGCGAAAGAUUCAACAUAAAUGAUGAAAGACUCCGUAAAUUACUGAAAAUCGUUCACGACGCUUUCAGACUCACUGAUAUGUCCGGCGGAAUGCUGAAUCAGCUGCCGUUUUUGAGAUUUAUUGCACCGGAAACGUGCGGUUAUAACCAAUUGGUCGACGUUUUGGUCAGAAUGUGGGAAUUUUUGCAGGAAACUAUUUCCGAACACAGGAAAACACUGUGUAGUUCACAUGCUAGGGACUUAAUUGAUGCGUUUUUGCAAAAAAUGGACAUUCAGAGCGAUUCGUCUUUUACAGAUGAUCAGCUCAUGUCCCUCUGCCUUGACCUCUUUAUGGCAGGUUCCGAAACAACUAGUAACACUUUAGGUUUUUCGGUUGUCUACAUGCUCCAGUUUCCCGAAGUUCAGAAAAAGGUGCAAGAUGAAAUGGACGAAGUUGUUGGGCGAAACCGUUGGCCCACUUUGCAAGAUCGAAUCAAAUUAAAAUACACAGAAGCUGUUUUGAUGGAAAUUCAAAGACGUGCCAAUAUUCCCCCGCUUGGUAUAGCUCAUAGGGCGACACGCGAUGUCAGUUUAUUUGAUUAUCGUAUACCUGAGGGUACAAUUGUGCUGACCAGUUUAUACAGCGUUCAUAUGGACCACAAGUUUUGGAAGGAUCCGUUGGCUUUCAGACCUGAGCGGUUUUUGAACAAGGAGGGAAAUCUUGAAGUGGACGAAAAAUAUUUUGCUCCUUUUGGAUAUGGGAAACGGCGCUGCUUGGGAGAAUCUUUAGCUAAGGCUAACUAUUUCCUGUUUUUUACCGCUCUUCUGCACAAUUUUUAUCUCGAAAAGGAUUGUGAUGGUCCUGAACCACAACUCGAGGGUUACGAUGGAGUGACUAUAUCACCAAAACCAUUCCGAGCUAAGCUCAUCCCACGGACUGAUUAA